AUGCCUUUACCCAAGCCUUUUACGAAUGACUUCCCUCAUGCUGAUAUCCAUCAACUCAUCGCCCCAGAUAUCCUGCACCAAAUCAUUAAAGGCUGUUUCAAGGAUCAUCUUGUUGUGUGGAUGGAAAAAUACCUCCAUUGUAUCCAUGGGAAAAGGAAGGCUGAACAAAUUAUGGAUGACAUAGACCAUCAUCUGGCUGUUACUGCCCCAUUUACUGGCUUGCAACAUUUUCCACAGGGCUGCGGAUUCAAACAGUGGACUGGGGAUGACUUUAAAGUGCUCAUGAAGAAUGUUAUUAUGGAGGACACAAUCUUGCAAAUAGAGGAUGCCCUUCGCCGGUUUCACCACUAUCGUCCAAUAUUCCUAAAGCUCAGCAUUGUUCCUACAUUCUCGCUCCCACACCAGCAUGCGAUAAAGCAUUACCCUGACCUUAUCUGUCUUUUUGGAGCACCAAACAGUCUCUGUUCAUCAAUGACAGAAAAUAAACAUAUUAAAGCUGUAAAGCAACCAUGGCGCUGGUCCAACAGGUACAAUGCACUCAGACAAAUGCUUGUGACAAAUCAGCGACUCGACAAACUUGCAGCAUUGCACGUAGACUUUACCAAACAUGGUAUGCUCAACAGUACAUGUCUUAGUGAUGCUUCAAGCAUGAAAGAUAACGCACCUCAGUCUUUCUCCCAUUGA
Suillus bovinus is the source of this 684-nucleotide messenger RNA. RefSeq lists its product as uncharacterized. The record is from RefSeq and is a predicted model, not a curated record. NCBI's taxonomy places the organism in Eukaryota, Fungi, Basidiomycota, Agaricomycetes, Boletales, Suillaceae. Bases 1 to 684 code for a protein of 227 amino acids. The transcript has 4 exons.